CAUUUUACUUUAGUCAUGUUUUGAAUUUUUUUACUCUGAAGUAAUUUGUAAAUAAGAAGUAACUAAUUAGAUAAAGGCCAACGUCUGUCAUGGCAUCAGACUCUGAAAGCUCAGAGGAAGAAUGGGAGGAACCGAAAUUAAAAUACGAUCGGAUGGGAAAUGAUUUGCUUGAAAUAUUAAGAACCGACGCUGCUUCUUGUAUUGCCCUACAUAGCAAGUUUGUUGCCCUUGGAACGCACUGGGGAAUCGUUUACAUUUUGGACCACAGUGGCAACAACAACACAAGCAAACAUUGUAAACCGCACGCUACUUCUGUCACCGGCAUAUCGCUCGACGGUUCGGGCGAGCACGUAGCAAGUUGUUCAGAUGACGGAACAGUGAAGAUUACUGGGUUGUACCUGGAUGAAAAUAACCAAGUAAUAACGGAGGAUCAACCAGUUAAGUCAGUAGCCCUCGACCCCAACUACAGCCACAGUUCUUCGAAACAAAUCGUUUACGGCACGAACGAGUUGGUAUUAUUGGAGAAAACCUGGUUGGGGAGGAAUAAACGCACGGUGUUGCAUGGUGGGGAGGGGUUGGUUCGAUGCGUCAAGUGGAGAGGGUCAUAUAUUGCGUGGGCUAAUGAUCUGGGAGUAAAGAUAUACGACAUGAAACAGCGACGUCGUAUCACUUACAUACCCCGCGUGGGGGCAGGUGGGACGAACCGGGUGUUACCCAAGUUAGGGGGUACGAGGGUGGAGUUGUACCCCGCACAUAUCGCAUGGAAAGAUGAUACAACAUUGCUUAUAGGGUGGGAUAAAGACAUUAAGGUUUGUGCAAUCAGAGAUAAACCUUCUCGGGAUUCGAGGGCACCAACAAAAUAUUGUGUCGUAGUCCACUUGUUCAAGACCGAUUUCUCCUGCUGUGGUAUAGCACCCCUCGGUGACCAGAUUGCCGCACUUGCGUACAUGGAGGAAGACAAUGAAGCAGGUUCCACACGACCCCAGCUCCGUAUAUUGGAACCAAACGCUGCCGACAAGGAAUCUUUCACCGAAUUAUCCCGAGACGCUCUUUCAAUAAGGGGUUACCAAACCUACAGAUGUAAAGAUUAUAGUUUACAGCAUGACUCGACGGAAAUCUACUUUGUUUCCCCGAAAGACAUCGUGGUCGCUCAACCACGAGACGAAGAUGAUCGCGUCGAUUGGUUGUUGCAAAUUAAUCACCACCGGGAGGCGCUAGAGGCCGUGAAAGAGUUCGGAAAGCGACUGAAAAAACAUACGUAUAUGGAGGUGGGGUUGUUGUAUCUCGAUCAUUUGAUUGACAGCCACGAUUUUACCGAAGCUGCAUCUGUCGCUCCCCAAAUACUUGGGAAUAAUAUGAACCACUGGGAGGGGCUGGUCCACCGCUGUAUAAAGGCGCACCAAGUAUCGGUCAUCACUGCAGUGUUGCCACGAGGAGAUUUCCGAUUACCACAAGCUUGCUACGAACUUGUGCUCGAAGAAUUGUUAAAAACCAACCAUAAAGAAUUUGAGAAGUUGUUGAAUGAUUGGCCGAACGAUCUUUAUAAUAUUGUUACGAUAACGAAUAAAGUGUUGACGUAUCUUGACCGAGAUUCUCACAACCCAGUGUUGCUGGCUGCGCUUGCUAAGUUAUACGCAGCUGACCAGCGUUUUGAUCGAGCGUUAUCUAUCUAUCUCCGCAUACAACAUCCUGACACCUUUAAACUUAUAAGGAAACAUAAUCUAUACGCGGCACUCCAGGAUAAUGUGGUUGCCCUGAUGAGGUUUGGGGAGGGGGAGGCUGUGGUUCUGUUGCUGGAUCAUAUGGAGCAUGUACCGAUUGAUAAAGUUGUUGCAGAUCUCAAACGUAAACCUGACUAUCUACACAAGUACCUCCACGCGUUAUACCAACGUGAUUCACAUCUUGGGUCCGAAUACCACGAUCUACAACUUCAACUCUACGCGCAGUUUGAUCGGCCCAAGUUACUACCGUUCCUUAAGUCAAGCAAUUAUUACAAACUUGAAACUUCCUUGGAGAUUUGUAAAGAACGAGGUUACGUUGAUGAACAAGUCUUUCUAUUGAGUAGAAUGGGCAAUGCUUCGGGUGCCUUAGCUUUGAUCACCCAGAACGAGGAGAAUGUUGGUCGGGCUGUCGAGUUCUGUAAGGAACAAAAUGAUUCAGAGUUGUGGCUCGAAUUGAUUAACCGCUCCAUUCAUAAACCAGAAUACAUCCGUGGUCUUCUAGAAAACAUCGGCACCCACGUUGACCCGAUAAUACUAAUCCGCCGAAUCCCGUCGUCCAUGGAGAUACCGGGGUUAAGAGACGCCAUCGUCAAAAUAUUGCAGGAUUAUUCAAUGCAGACAGCUCUGUGGUUCGAGUGUCGAAAAGUUUUAUCGUCCGAUGUUAUUUCAUUGUUACGUAAACAAUUGCGAGUUAACUCUCGGCCAAUCAGCAUUGACGAGGAAAGAUCAUGUGACGCGUGUGGACGACCACUGCUGUGUCAAAAUAAUGGUUCAGUAGCGGACAUGCCAGUCAUCGUAACAUUUUUAUGUCAUCAUUGUUUCCAUGACGAUUGCCUUCCUUCUCAAAACAGGAGUUCAUGCAAUGUUUGCAGAGGAAAUAUUCGACACUCCUGAUUGGUCAAUCUUUGUUGUCGUAGCAACCGAGAUAUUUUUCUACCAAACUAUUGUUACUCAUCUGAGAAAUUUUCAUAUUAUGUUUGAUUUAUUUUAAUUCGUGCAAUAAAUGUCUAUUGUAUUGAA
Molecule: messenger RNA, 2741 nt
Organism: Ciona intestinalis (vase tunicate)
Lineage: Eukaryota; Metazoa; Chordata; Ascidiacea; Phlebobranchia; Cionidae
Source: RefSeq